CAUCUUCCAAUGCCAAUGGUGGGCACAGCUGCCAAUCUAAACUGAAUGAGGGAACUCUCUCUGUGUGUCUCCUCUUCUACCCCUCUAGUAGCUCUACUGACUGGCUCAAGGCUAGUCACACAAGAGAGGCCAGAAGGAUGAGGGAGCGUCCCAAAACAGCUGUUCAGAGUCAGAGUGGCGGACGCAGGAGCCAGAACAUUCUGCCCUUCCUGAGGAAAACUUGCUGGGCGCCACCACCUGUGCCCUCUUCCCAGCACCACCAGACUGGAGAGGGCCCCAAACUCAGCCAAGACUUUGGCAGAUAUCGAAUAUCUGCAGAUAAGGAGUCUGGGAGCGGGCUGAAGAAGGCCCUGACACCCCCACAGCAGGAUGCAGAUGUACACACACAUGCGCACCCAUACACACACACUCCUCCGCCAGGGACCGCUGAAAUGGAGGAGGGCAAAAGUCCAUGGUACCUUACUCUGCUGAAGGAGAAGGAGCAGUCUCUGCUGACACUGGGUCGUGAGAUCACGCGACUGUCCGGGUUUGAGACCGAGUGUGUGCGCAAGGACGGCGAGAUCAGUGCUCUGCGGGAGAGACUACAGGAAGAUACACGACAGCUCAGACGCACCAAUGAGAAUGCGGUUAGAGCACAGGCAGAGCUGAUCCUGGACCUGACUGAGGAGGUCAGGCGGCUCCGGCAGGCGGACGAGGAGCUCCAUCAGAGGGACCAGCACAUCGCCCAACAGCAACAGGAAAUGACACGGGUCCAAGAGGAAUUGACACGUUUGAAGGAGGAAAGGAUGUGUGUGAGGGAGGAAGUACAGAUGAAGGAGGCCCAGCUGAGGGAGGAAGCACAGACAAGCAAGGUAAACACCAUGGGUUCCUUCUAG
This is a messenger RNA of Engraulis encrasicolus (European anchovy), 875 nucleotides long. RefSeq lists its product as uncharacterized. The transcript is spliced from 4 exons. Lineage: Eukaryota; Metazoa; Chordata; Actinopteri; Clupeiformes; Engraulidae. The record is from RefSeq and is a predicted model, not a curated record. The coding region runs from base 138 to 875 and encodes 245 amino acids.